Messenger RNA from Betta splendens (Siamese fighting fish), 1188 nucleotides. It is a transcript of the gene snrnp48, whose product is annotated as small nuclear ribonucleoprotein 48 (U11/U12). The record is from RefSeq and is a predicted model, not a curated record. The transcript has 6 exons. Gene Ontology annotation, cellular component: U12-type spliceosomal complex; nucleoplasm; cytosol. Bases 53 to 676 code for a protein of 207 amino acids. NCBI's taxonomy places the organism in Eukaryota, Metazoa, Chordata, Actinopteri, Anabantiformes, Osphronemidae.
AGAAAAAUCUACCCAGCACCAGGUGAUCAUCCAAGCAAGGUCGGCAGCGCCUAUGAUGAAGAUGGAAGGAGUCUUCUGGCAAGGUCAGUACUCGGGUCAAUCUGUUGAUGUGCCUCAGAACCACAAGCGAGCUGUGUGUGACCUUACUGUCGCUGACCGGUUGGCUUUGUACGAUCAUGUGAUCGGCGUCCUUAAGCAACAAAAGGAAGCUAGCUCCUCUAGCAACGAUGACCUCUACGUAGAUUUAGUAUCGAAACUUCAGAAAGAUGAUGAACAGAAUGAACCAAAGACUCACCUAGAGCUGAUGGCAGAAAUGAGGGAUUACAAAAGGCGUCGUCAGUCCUAUCGAGCCAAGAAUGUUCAUAUUACCAAGAAGUCAUACACUGAGGUGAUCAGAGACGUGAUUAGUGUUCAUUCCGAGGAGCUUGGAAGACAAUGGAGACAGGAAGAGAAUGAGGAGGAGUCAAGGAGAUCUUGGCACUUUUUACACAGGCAUCGAUUAGAUGAAAGGAGGUCCAUGUCAUCAGAGUCUCAUCACUCCACCAGCAGACGCCUUCACAGCCGAGAUCGAAGUCAAGACAGAGAAAACAAAAAGAAGAAAAAAAAGAGGGACAGGGUUUCCCCUUCCCCAGGCGACCAUCAUCACAACCGAAAAAAGAAGAAAAAAAGAGAAUGAGAAAGAAGAGAAAAAAGGGAGAAGUCAAGGUCAAACCGUUUUUGGACAAUAGGGAUUUGGAAGAAUAUGAAUGAAAACGAACUUGUGGGAAUAGCAUAAAAUGUUUGCGCUCUAUGUGCUCUAGUGGAGUCAUGUUCAUCCAUCUCGACCUGGUUAGAGGCGUUCUGCUGCAGUGGAAUGUUGUAGAGCCAUGUCAUAGCUGGCACAUUUUCAACAUAGGCUCUAAGGUCACUUGGUUUUAGGCUUGUGUAUUCACGCAAGAUUUUUUCUGUUGAUAAAAAGACAAACUGAUAUAGUUCUAAUUUAAAAGUAAAGUUCCACAAAAUCUUAAUUUUGAAAUGUGUUAACUACUUAACUAUUAUUGUCAUAAGCGUCCAACCGAGUUAGUCAUGGGAAAUCAUUUUGUGUGAUACUAUUGUUUUUAUUUACCAGAAGAAACAUUAUUGCUUUUCUUUUCAACUCCCCUUGAUUGAAAUUUAGUUUGAAUAAAUAAUUUUACUUUGUUUUCCAUA